Messenger RNA from Jatropha curcas, 3236 nucleotides. NCBI's taxonomy places the organism in Eukaryota, Viridiplantae, Streptophyta, Magnoliopsida, Malpighiales, Euphorbiaceae. The record is from RefSeq and is a predicted model, not a curated record.
UAAUUAGACUCCCAAGCUUUCUUCUUUUCUUCAUUUUUUUUUGGGGGGGGUUUGUAGAGUUGAUGAAAUGUUUGACUUUUUUUUGUCUUCUUGCAGGUUUAACAUUGUUUGUUAUUGAAUUCAAGAAAUGGGUAUAAUCAGAAAUUCUUCAAUGAAAAAUGGGGAUUAUUUAGAAGGGAUGAUCAAUGAAUAUGUUGGAGGCAGAGCUAAGUUGAAGGCUAAUAAGAGUAUAUCAGCUAGGCUUGUUACUGCUCUUACUUGUCUGCAAUUUGCUUUUGCCGUUUAUGCUACUUUCUUACUAUACUAUAUGAGUCCUGCGGUUGAUUUAAGAACAAAACCAGAUUUUGCCUGGGCAACAAGAUUUGCACAACAUUGGAAAGAGUUCAUAGUUCCACCCCAUGUUAUUGGAAGAUACCAAGAUUCUGCUUCUCUCGUCGGAACUGAAAUUCAACCCAUUAAUCCAUCAGAAGUAUGUGAGCAUGAAAAGAUUGAUUUUGAGCAGAAGAAAUCUAGUGAUGUUCAAAUGAUCAAGUUGAAGACAGAGUUAUAUAAAGAGAUAUUGGAUUUUCAAAGUAAGUCCAUUGGUACAGAAACUUUGUCUGAACUAAUGUCAAUGAAAUCUAAAUGGGAUUUGCACGGUCCGAAUAAACCUAAAGUUACAGUUAUCUUAAACCAUUUCAAAAGAAAGACACUUUGUGCACAACUUGAUUCUUUGCUUCAACAGACACUUCCUUUCCACCAUGUUUGGGUUCUUGCAUUUGGAAGUCCCAAUGAGGUCUCACUUAAAAGAAUUGUACAAAGUUAUAAUGAUUCAAGAAUCAGUUUCAUAAGUUCAAGCUAUGAUUUUAAGUACUAUGGAAGAUUUCAAAUGGCUUUACAAACUGAAGCAGAUCUUGUAUAUAUUGUUGAUGAUGACAUGAUUCCUGGAAAGAAAAUGCUGCAGAUUUUGUCGCACGUAGCAGGAACUGAGAAGUAUAAGAACUCAGUUUUGGGCAGCAUUGGAAGGAUCUUGCCUUUCAGGCAAAAAGACUUUACAUUUCCAAGUUAUCGAAAGUUUCGAUCGAAGGAGGCUGGUUUAUACCUUCCGGACCCUGCUUAUGAUAUAACAAUUGAUAAAAUUGUGCAGGUAGAUUUCCUUUCCAGUUCAUGGUUUUUAUCUGCAGAGCUUGUUAAGACACUUUUCGUGGAGGCGCCAAUGACUUUCAUGACCGGAGAAGAUCUGCAUCUGAGUUAUCAGCUUCAGAAGUACAGAAAUGCAGGCUCAUUUGUUCUUCCAGUUGACCCGAACGACAAAGAAACAUGGGGUGACAGUGAGCAUAGACUUGCUUAUGUUUCUGAAACAACUGUAAUUUUCAAAGACAUUGUUCAAGUCCGAGAUGAUCAAUGGUGGAAAGCACUUUCUACUGGUUAUGUGACUCAAUGGGCUGCAAUGUACCCUCAAAAAAUAGAUGCACUUUUUUACGCACAUUCUGUCGAUGAAGUUAAAGCACUUGCACCCCUUCUCGAAAAGUUCAGGUCUACUGUUGGAAAAAAGGCCUACAUUGUUGUUUCUGGAGGAAAUUUUUGCCCUUGCGAAGAUGCUGCAACUGCUCUAAACUGGCCUAAGUUGGUAUGCAAGGAGCGAAGAUUCAAGAUAUUUGAUUUGGAUGUUGGAAAGCUGUCAGGAAUUUCGAACUCUGAAGUGCCAGUGGUGCAAGCAGUUUAUUCAAGCAUGAAAGGACUAAUCAAGAUUCAUAAUCCCAGUGUGGUAAUAACAGUAGCAGAUAUUGAUCCUGAUGUGAAGAAAGCUUUGAAAAUGGCAACAGAGACCAGUACUAAUGUUACAACAAUGGUCCUCUUGCCAAGGACUUCCAUAUCAAAGGUUCUCUGGAUGGCUGACCUGAGAUCGACUGCUUUGCCAAAUUGGAAUAAAAUGCGAAUUUCUGUUAACAUAAUCACCCAAAAUCGCUCUCCAUCCUUAACAAGACUUCUCAAUUCACUGAGAAAUGCAUACUAUCUUGGAGAUGAAAUUCCUAUCAGCUUCAACAUGGACAGUAAAGUAGAUGCAGCAACAAUAAGGCUUGUAAAUUCAUUUAAUUGGACUCAUGGUCCAAAAACUCUAAGAAGGAGAAUCAUCCAAGGAGGCCUAAUAAGAGCAGUUAGUGAAAGUUGGUAUCCUGCAUCAGAUGAUGAUUUUGGUCUCCUACUCGAAGAUGAUAUCGAAGUUUCUCCAUACUACUAUCUAUGGAUUAAGUAUGCUCUCUUAGCCUAUCACUAUGAUCCUCAAGUUUCUUUCCCUGAACUAUCCUCCAUUUCUUUAUACACACCUAAAUUGGUUGAGGUUGUCAAAGAAAGGCCUAAAUGGAAUCCGACCGAGUUUUUCAAAAGAAUCCAUCCAAAUACACCAUAUCUCCACCAACUACCUUGCAGUUGGGGUGCAGUGUUCUUCCCUAAGCAGUGGAGAGAAUUCUAUGUUUACAUGAACAUGAGAUUCACCGAAGAUGCAAAGGCGAACCCGGUUCAGAUUCCCAAGUCUAGAACAAAUGGAUGGCAAGCUUCAUGGAAAAAGUUCCUAAUUGACAUGAUGUACCUUAGAGGCUAUGUUAGUCUUUAUCCAAAUUUUCCAAAUCAAGCAAGCUUCUCAACUAACCAUAUGGAACCAGGAGCUCAUAUUAGUGCAAAAGACAAUGUUGUUAGGCAUGACAAGGCAGAUUUUGAAGUUCCAUUGUUGAAGGAAGAUUUCAGAACUUUCUUGCCUAAUUUCAAGUUGCCUCCAGCAUCAAAAUUGCCAUCACUGAACUUGUUUAACCAACCAGUUUCGCUUAAGGGUCUUAAAGCAGCAGGAGCUAAGUUGGGGUCAGAUGUGCUUAGAUGUGAUAAUGUUACAGAAAUUGUGUCUGUUGAUCAUGAAACAGGUCUGCCAGUUCGCUGCAUGAAAUUCUGAUUACUUGAAAAGAAAAGAGAACCGCUGAGAUUUGAUCAUUCUUUGUACCUUUGAAAAAGAUAAGUUUCCUUGUAAUGUUUUUUCUUUAAUUUUGCUUUGUUCAUACAUGAUUAGUGGAGCAAUUAAGUGGAGGAAACAGUGGUAUUCAAAGGUGGGAACUCUGUUUCUUCCUUAAUUUCCCCAUCUAAUGGAAGGGGAACAAGAAUACAAGGAGAGAAAGAUGGGAUUGUGUCAUCGUAUAAAGCCAAAAGUGGCUUUUCCUUCAAUUGUCUCCAAAACAAGAAAAAAAGAAACAAAAUUUGAUUUUCUUUAA